AGCUCACUGCAUGGGGUAUGGCUUGUCUUUUAAUGCACAGCACUGCUGGCAUUUUCCCCCCCCCUCCCUGUGACCCUCAUUUAGGUCACAACCUGAAGUUGGGAACCACUGCUCUAAACCAUUAUAGCCCCUGCUCUUGUGCUUCAAUCUGGUCUUCGAGUAUGUCUGGACGCGGAAAGAAAAACGCCAAACCCCCAUUGGUAUCAAAGAAAAGCAAGUCAGCAAAAGCUGGACUGCAGUUCCCAGUUGGCCGUGUCCUGAGACUCCUCCGAAGAGGGCACUAUGCUGAGAGAAUUGGUGCUGGAGCUCCAGUGUACCUGGCUGCAGUGUUGGAAUAUCUGAGUGCUGAGAUAUUGGAACUGGCAGGAAAUGCUGCACGUGAAAACAAGAAAGGCAGGAUAGGGCCACGACACAUCCAGCUGGCAGUGAGGAAUGAUGAAGAGCUAAACAAGCUGUUUGCAGGCGUGACCAUUGCUGAAGGUGGGGUCAUGCCCAACAUCCUUUCCCAGCUUCUCCCCAAGAAAACGCACACAGCUGCUGUUCCUACAGGGGAAGAAUCCAGUCCUUGAUUGAUUUAUUUUUCUUUGUGGAAUUUCUCUUGUCUUUUCCUAGCUUGAAUUUUGCACUUAAGGACAAUGAGUCUCUCUAGAUACUAUUUAUGUAUGAGAUGUUGAUUAUGAUGAAUAUUACUCAGGCCCACUAUUUUAAUGAUUGUUUUGUUUUUUUUUUUUUUUUUUGUAAUACUUGUAAUAAACUUCCUGAAAUGCAACAACUGACUCUAAUCUAUGUUCUGUGGAUAUUGUUUGUCUUUUUUCCUCCUCCUCAAGAUAAAGAAAUGAUGAUUUGAUUGAUUUAUUUUUCCAGGAAAAUGUUUAUCUUGCCACUUUUAAAACAACAUAAAUGCGGCAUGCUUGCUUUCCAAACCCUGGAAGUAGAGCUAAUUUUACAUCCUAUCCAGUUCUGGACUGUUGGGUCUAGUUCAGUUCCUAUAAGUGAAAAAGCAGCUGCUGCUGCUACCAUCACCACUACUAACACAGUCUACCCCAGUUGAAAAUGCUAGUCCCCCAUGGGGGCAGGACAAGGUUAUACAAUUGCUUGACCAGUCUUAGCUAGAAAGUAGCAGAGAUGUUUGUUAUACUGAAAACAAUAACAUUGUCAUGGUGGGUAAAGGAAUGCUUUUUUU
Molecule: messenger RNA, 1183 nt
Organism: Alligator sinensis (Chinese alligator)
Lineage: Eukaryota; Metazoa; Chordata; Crocodylia; Alligatoridae
Product: histone H2A-beta, sperm-like
Exons: 2
Coding region: 18-569 (183 amino acids)
Cellular component (GO): nucleosome
Molecular function (GO): protein heterodimerization activity; structural constituent of chromatin; DNA binding
Source: RefSeq, a predicted model, not a curated record